Messenger RNA from Canariomyces notabilis, 1777 nucleotides. Its product is annotated as 3-oxoacyl-synthase-like protein. Gene Ontology annotation, molecular function: 3-oxoacyl-[acyl-carrier-protein] synthase activity. The record is from RefSeq and is a predicted model, not a curated record. Gene Ontology annotation, biological process: fatty acid biosynthetic process. Lineage: Eukaryota; Fungi; Ascomycota; Sordariomycetes; Sordariales; Chaetomiaceae. Gene Ontology annotation, cellular component: mitochondrion. The transcript is spliced from 3 exons. The coding region runs from base 154 to 1485 and encodes 443 amino acids.
CUGGAACCUGGAAGUUACCUUCCCGCCUCUACUCGAUCGCCGCCUUUGAUAAAGGGAACCGCCCGCUUCCAUCUGCAAAUACCGUUACAUCUCCUGCGACCACCCCACUUCCGCCGGAAGAGACACACAGAAGAAAAACCCCAUGGCCCAGCAAUGCGCCGCGUCGUCGUGACGGGCCUCGGGGCCAUCACCCCGCUUGGCGUGGGCGUCCGGCCGACCUGGCGGCGCCUGCUGGCCUCCGAGUCCGGGCUGGUCAGCGUCGCCGACCGCGGUCGCGGCACCGUCGACGAGUCAAAAUGGCGGGACCUGACCAGCACCGUAGCCGGCGUGGUGCCGACCGAGGCGUCAUCGUCGUCAUCCCUUGACUCUGACGACGGCGCCACGAAUGUCUGGCGUCCCUCGGACUGGCUGCAGCCCUCGGAUCAGCGCCGCAUGUCCACUUUUGCCCAGUACGCGGUUGCGGCUGCUGAAAUGGCGCUGCGAGAUGCCGGCUGGAAGCCGACGCGAGCUGACGAGAUGGAUAUGACGGGCGUGUGUCUGGGGAGCGGCAUUGGGAAUUUGCAUGAUUUCUAUGCCACUAGUGUGGCGUUUGAACGAGAUGGCUACAAGACGGUCUCGCCGCUCUUUGUUCCAAAGAUCUUAAUCAACCUUGCCGCUGGGCAUAUAGCCAUGCGCCAUGGAUUUCGAGGCCCGAACCAUGCCGCCACCACGGCCUGUACCACCGGCGCUCAUUCCAUCGGGGAUGCUGCGCGCUUUAUCGCGUUCGGCGACGCCGACGUCAUGGUGGCCGGCGGGGCGGAAUCCUGCAUCCACCCGCUUACCUUUGCCGGGUUCGGCCGGUCCAGAUCGUUAGCCACGGCCUAUAACCAUGAUCCGCCGGCGAGUUGCCGCCCGUUUGAUGCUGACCGCGCCGGCUUCGUGGUUGCCGAGGGUGCGGCCGUGGUCGUGCUCGAGGAGUUGGAGCAUGCGAAACAGAGAGGUGCCAGGAUAUUGGCCGAGUUGAGGGGGUAUGGGUGCAGCGGUGACGCGCAUCACAUGACGGCACCAAGGGAGGACGGGUCUGGCGCCCUGUCAGCCAUGCGAAAAGCGCUGAGGAGUGCCGGCAUCAAACCCAGCGAGGUCGACUACAUCAAUGCCCACGCUACAGGCACGCAAGUGGGAGAUGUUGCCGAGGCCAUGGCGAUUAGAUCACUGAUGAUGGGCGAGGAAGGGGUUGAUGAUGAGAGCAUGGUCACGGUCAGCAGCACAAAGGGUGCUAUUGGGCACCUCCUCGGGGCGGCCGGGGCUAUCGAGGCUGUUUUUGCCAUCCUUGCCAUUACUGAAAAUGCUGUUCCCCCCACCUUGAACCUGCGCAAGCCGGAUGUGGGGGUUGGAUUCAACUUUGUGCCGCUCCAGGCCCAAGCGAAGAAGGUUAAGGUGGCCAUGUCCAACAGUUUCGGCUUCGGCGGGACCAACGCCUCGCUCGUCUUCUCUAGCCUGCAGUAGAAGCCGCUUUGGAUGCGUCGACUAGGGGCAACGAUUUACAGAUGUGAUGAUAAAGUAGGAUGUGCUAGAUGGCGAGCUAGUACCGGGAAGACCGCGCAAGGAUGCAGACCCUAUAUGUAGCACUAACCUGUAAAUAUGUACAAACACACUUACGUACAUGCAGACCGAUGGUUUUCGCGGAGGAGGCCAUUCAAGGAAAAGUCUCAUGGCAUGCCGUUUAUAUACACUACAGAAGGGUAGAUAUAUGCUUUUUUAUCUAUCAGUAGAAUCUGUAUGCAAUUAUGCCACAUAA